Messenger RNA from Salvia miltiorrhiza (redroot sage), 1111 nucleotides. RefSeq names its product protein EMBRYO DEFECTIVE 514. The coding region runs from base 142 to 957 and encodes 271 amino acids. Gene Ontology annotation, cellular component: chloroplast. The transcript has 2 exons. The record is from RefSeq and is a predicted model, not a curated record. Gene Ontology annotation, biological process: chloroplast rRNA processing; chloroplast organization. Lineage: Eukaryota; Viridiplantae; Streptophyta; Magnoliopsida; Lamiales; Lamiaceae.
AAAAUCAAGACUAUAAAUUAGGAAUAUGGAUGAAUAGAAGAGAGAAGCUUGAAGCGGUUUGAAAAUAAAAAAUAGUAGUAAAAAAUUCAAAAAACCUAAAACCGCUAGGGUUUACACUCCGAACGGCUCCCUACCUCAUUCAUGGCGGACGACGCAGCUCCAGAGGCUCCGAUGGAGGUCGAGCUUACAGCGGAAGUCUCGGAUGUGAAGAUUCUGGCGGAGGAUUCCGAGAACGCCUCGGAUGUGAAGAUUCUGGCGGAGGAUUCCGAGAACGGAGGCGCGAAGCGCUCCAGGGAGGAAGAUGAGUCGGCGGAGCAAAAGGAGAAGAGAACGAAAACCGAGGAUGCGAAGUCCGGGGAGCAAAAGGAGAAGAGAACGAAAACCGAGGAUGCGAAGUCCGGAGAGGAGGAGAAGAGCGCCGGAGAUGGAGAGGGGAAAACCGAAGAGCAGAAGGAUGACGGCGAGACAAUGGCCGAGGAGAAGAUCGCCGGAGAUGGAGAGGAGAAAACCGAAGAGCAGAAGGAUGGCGGCGAGACAAUGGCCGAGGAGAAGGAGUCCGAUAAGGCGGUUGUCGGACCGAAAACCUUCGACACGUCUGUUGAGAUGUAUGAUUACUUCUUCAAGCUUCUUCAUUCCUGGACUCCUAAUCUUAAUCUCAAUAAGUACGAGCACUUGGUGUUGCUAGAACUGCUCAAGAAAGGUCAUCUAGAGGCCGAGAGAAAAAUUGGCGCUGGCGUGAAAGCUUUCCAAGUCCGCUUCCAUCCUCAAUUCAAAAGCCGCUGCUUCUUUAUCUUAAGGGAGGAUGAAUCAGUUGAUGAUUUCAGCUUCAGAAAAUGUGUUGACCACAUAUCUCCAUUGCCGGAAAACAUGCAAGUCAAACACGAUGUCAAUAAGGCAUUGCGUGGAAAAGGAGGAGGCCGCGGACGCGGUCGUGGUCGUGGCAGAGGUUGGAAGUGAAGAAAUACUAAUUUAACUAUAAUCUAUUUUUAGUUUGCCUGAAGACCUCUAAGGAGAAACUUAAUGCUUGUUAUAUACUCUUCUUGAUGCUGCCGAAUUUGGAUUAGCUGCUGCAGUUUAUUAAUAUAUCUUUAAGCUUAAUUACGUUUUCUAA